This is a messenger RNA of Tribolium madens (black flour beetle), 2463 nucleotides long. RefSeq names its product ATP-dependent zinc metalloprotease YME1L (gene YME1L). The transcript has 8 exons. Gene Ontology annotation, cellular component: mitochondrial inner membrane. NCBI's taxonomy places the organism in Eukaryota, Metazoa, Arthropoda, Insecta, Coleoptera, Tenebrionidae. The record is from RefSeq and is a predicted model, not a curated record. The coding region runs from base 132 to 2282 and encodes 716 amino acids. Gene Ontology annotation, molecular function: ATP-dependent peptidase activity; metalloendopeptidase activity; ATP hydrolysis activity. Gene Ontology annotation, biological process: mitochondrion organization; protein quality control for misfolded or incompletely synthesized proteins.
UGGGCCUGACUAGUGCCUAGUGGAAUCAUCUGUCAAGUGUCAUAAAGGUUAAUGUGGUAUUUUUAUAAAAAUUCGAUCAAAUUCGUUGUUGUUUUUUAUGUAACGUAACUAAUCACUUCAUGUAAGACGCAAUGUUUUCACUCCAGAACCAAAAUCAGGCAAUUUUUACUCUCUCUCAAAUCUCCGCGAUAAUAACCCCCCGUCAGAAUGCCUUCCUGAACAAGAAAGCCCUCCGUGACAAGGACAAAUCGCAAAUCAUGUGCAAAGAAAGCUUCCUCGAGGCCCUCAAAAACUGCGACUUUUCGUUCACCAAACACCUCAAAGACACCUCAUUUCUCAACAAUUUCAAAGUGUCGUACGUGUCACAUGACACUUUUUUCGAAAACAAACACGGAUUCGCCGAGACUGACUUAAAAAACGCUGUACCAACUCUCAUAGUCAAUCGGAGACACUUCUAUGUCCCCCAGAACUUCUACCAGAAGCUUGUUUACGGUUUGAGACACGAAAACGCCUUCACGUUUGACAUCCAAGUGCGGGGGUUCAAGACUGAUCGGAGUGUCAAGGCGGAGAUGCAGCGCAAUCCUGGUCUGGGGGCCCGGAUCAAAAACGCGCUUGGUUUAGCCCCCAGUGAGAAUUUAGACUCGAAAUUGGCCAAAGAUCUGUCAUUGGGGAACGAGAAAAUGAAGCAGAUUUUCGCGGAGGGAAACUCGAUGUCAGAGGCGGAGAAACAGAGGAUUAAGGUGGCUUUCGCUGAGGGGUACUUGUUGGCAAAUAGCCCCGGGGCCCGAACUGGGAAAGCAGCUCGAUAUUUUAAGGUUUUUCAACAGGUUUUGACCAUUGUCAUUUUCCUGGCGAUUGUUAUUAGUUUGAUGGUUAGCACGACUGGCUCGAUUUUUAGAAUUCAAUUGGGGAAUCAAGUGGAAGUAGAUCCUGAGGAAAUUCACGUGACUUUUGAUGAUGUCAAGGGGGCUGAUGAGGCCAAACAAGAGCUUAAAGAUGUAGUCGAAUUUUUGAAAAAUCCCGAGAAAUUUUCACAAUUAGGGGGCAAAUUACCUAAAGGAGUUCUCCUAGUUGGGCCCCCAGGUACUGGUAAAACUCUUUUGGCUAGGGCUGUGGCUGGUGAGGCUGGGGUUCCCUUUUUUCACGCUGCGGGGCCUGAAUUUGAUGAAAUUUUGGUGGGGCAAGGGGCUAGACGAGUCCGAGAUUUGUUUAAAUCUGCUAAAGAAAAAGCCCCUUGUGUGAUUUUUAUCGAUGAAAUUGAUUCAGUCGGUGCGAAAAGAACAAAUAGUGUUUUGCAUCCUUACGCAAAUCAAACAAUUAAUCAACUUUUGAGUGAAAUGGAUGGUUUUCAUCAAAAUGAAGGAGUUAUUGUUUUAGGGGCUACUAAUCGAAGGGAUGAUUUAGAUCAGGCUUUGUUGAGACCAGGAAGGUUUGAUGUUGAGGUCACAGUUCCUACGCCCGACUUUACCGGCCGCAAGGAAAUCCUCGGUUUAUAUUUGGGCAAAGUCCUGGCCAAAGGCGUGGAUUUGGAGCUUCUGGCCCGGGGAACCACCGGUUUCACCGGCGCCGAUCUCGAAAACAUGGUCAAUCAAGCAGCACUCAAGGCUGCCAUCGACGGGGCUGAUUGCGUCAGCAUGAAAUACCUCGAAUCGGCCCGAGACAAGGUCCUCAUGGGCCCCGAGCGCAAAUCGCGCAUCCCCGACGAAGAGGCCAACCUCAUAACGGCGUACCACGAAGGGGGCCACGCAAUCGUCGCUUUCUACACGCGAGACAGUCACCCAUUGCACAAAGUCACGAUAAUACCAAGGGGCCCCAGUUUGGGGCACACGGCCUACAUUCCGGAGAAGGAGCGGUAUCAUGUGACCAAAUCGCAGCUUUUGGCGACGAUGGAUGUGAUGAUGGGGGGCAGAGCCGCCGAGGAGUUGAUUUUUGGGACUGAGAAAAUUACCUCAGGGGCGAGUUCGGAUUUGAAACAAGCGACUUCUAUAGCCACCCAUAUGGUCAAGGAUUGGGGAAUGUCGGAGAAAAUUGGGUUGAGGACGAUGACUGAGAGUUCGAAACCGUUUCAAGGGGACAGUUUGGGGCCCUCGACGAAUGAGCUUGUCGAUAGCGAAAUUAGGAGGAUUUUGUCGGAGAGUUACGACAGGGCUAAACAUAUUCUCAAAGCUCAUGCCAAGGAACAUAAAGCUUUAGCUGAAGCAUUGAUGAAAUACGAGACACUAGAUGCGGAAGAUAUUAAAGCCAUAAUGACAGAAAAAGGGCCACAUAUUGAAAAAUCUUAAGUGGGUUUAUUAGAGACUUUUUGAUGACAGUAUGCUGUGUUAAAAUCGGGUUUCUUCGCUUAGUUAGCCACUGUUUUGUACAUAUUUACAUAAUAAAGCGUAAGCAGGCCUUCGGUUACUUAAUUUCAAGUAAGUAAAUGAAAUUUACUGUAAUAUAACACAAUAAAAUUUUAUUAUCGAG